AUGUCAACUCUUACGGAGCAAUCUCAACAGAUGAAUGGUGUCCAGAAUGGCACCCGCAAUAUUCCUUCUCAUCAAGAAGCAUUAUCUGAAUUAAAGAAUCCCUCACUGUUGAUUCACGAUGCUUUCAUUGACGGACAGUGGUCGAAGAAGGGAAACACUUUCGAUGUCUUAGAUCCCUCAACAUCGACCGUGCUCGGAAAGGUUGCAAACUGCGAUCUUGCAGAUUUUCAAAGAGCAAUUGACAGUGCAUAUACUGCACAACAAGAAUAUUUCGCCGCGACCACUGCAACCACGCGCGGAUCUCUCCUGCGUAAAUGGUUUGACCUCAUCAUAGCUAACACAGACGAUCUGGCUACAAUCCUCUGUCUGGAGAACGGAAAGACUUACGCUGAGGCCAGGGGUGAGAUUGUGUACGCUGCUAGUUUCGUGUCCUGGUUUGCCGAAGAGGCCACUCGAGCAUACGGCCUCACCAUUCCCUCAUCGAUACCGCACACUACCUUGCUUACGGUUAAAGAGCCCAUAGGGGUCUGCGGGAUCAUUACACCAUGGAACUUUCCUGCUGCCAUGAUCACACGCAAGAUUGCACCCGCGCUUGCAGCCGGGUGCGCCGUGGUCAUAAAGCCACCCAGCGAAACUCCUUUCACAUCACUAGCUCUUACAAAGCUCGCCGUCGAAGCCGGCCUCCCACCCAAAACAAUCCAAGUUUGCCCUACCAAGGACCGUCAAGCGGCGACCGAGCUGGCGACGAACCCCCUUGUUCGGAAGAUCAGCUUCACAGGCUCGACCAACGUGGGCAAAAUGUUGGCAAAGUUGGCCGCUGGAACCCUGAAAAAGGUUAGUUUGGAGCUCGGAGGCAAUGCACCAUUCAUUGUCUUCGAUGACGCAGACCUAGACCUUGCCGUUGAGGGAGCAAUGUUCUGCAAGUUUAGAUGCUCUGGGCAGACAUGCGUCUGUGCGAAUCGCCUCAUGGUACAAAAAGGUGUCGCCAAAGAGUUUACACGCAAGCUUGUCGAAAAGGUGUCCCAGCUGAAGACGGGUCCAAGUCUUGACCCUUCCACGACACAAGGGCCUUUAGUCAAUCGGGCUGGAGUAGAAAAGGUCAAAGCUCAUAUCGAGGAUGCCAUCUCCAAGGGGGCUAAGAUAGAAGUCGGCGGCGACGCGGUUCCUGGCAAGGGUUUCCUCUUUGCACCGACCGUCCUGUCUAGUGCUACCUCCGACAUGAUCGUGGCAAACGAGGAGACCUUCGGCCCUUUGGCACCCAUCUUUGAAUUCGACACAGAGGCUGAUGCUGUGCAUCUUGCCAACAAGACUGAAUUUGGCCUUGCUGGAUAUUUUUUCAGCCGGGAUAUGGGCCGAUGCAUGCGGGUAGCGCAAAAACUUCAAGUCGGCAUGGUCGGCGUGAAUACGGGCAAGAUCUCUGCCGCAGAAGCCCCGUUUGGAGGCGUCAAGGAAAGCGGCUAUGGACGUGAAGGCAGCUCAUAUGGCCUGGAAGAGUACCAAGUGCUCAAGAGUGUCACAUUUGGGAAUCAGAACAAGUAG
Coniosporium apollinis CBS 100218 is the source of this 1539-nucleotide messenger RNA. RefSeq lists its product as uncharacterized. Bases 1 to 1539 code for a protein of 512 amino acids. The transcript has 5 exons. Lineage: Eukaryota; Fungi; Ascomycota; Dothideomycetes. The record is from RefSeq and is a predicted model, not a curated record. Gene Ontology annotation, molecular function: succinate-semialdehyde dehydrogenase (NAD+) activity.